Messenger RNA from Nycticebus coucang (slow loris), 580 nucleotides. Its product is annotated as histone H3.3A-like. The transcript has a single exon. Gene Ontology annotation, cellular component: nucleosome. Gene Ontology annotation, molecular function: DNA binding; protein heterodimerization activity; structural constituent of chromatin. The record is from RefSeq and is a predicted model, not a curated record. The coding region runs from base 130 to 540 and encodes 136 amino acids. Lineage: Eukaryota; Metazoa; Chordata; Mammalia; Primates; Lorisidae.
CAGAGCGAUUUGGUCGGUCGUUGGGAAAGCAUCAUUUCUUUGCUGGGCGACUGCGGCUCUUCAUCGGGUACCAAAAGCGGCGCAGCGCUCUGAGAAGUGGCCUAAAACUUGGGCGUUGGGUAAAAGAAAAUGGCUCGAACCAAGCAGACCGCUCGUAAAUCCACUGGUGGGAAAGUCCCCCGCAAACAGCUGGCCACCAAAGCUGCCAGGAAAAGCGCUCCCUCUACCGGCGGGGUGAAGAAACCUCAUCGCUACAGGCCCGGCCCCGUGGCGCUCAGAGAGAUUCGUCGUUACCAGAAAUCCACUGAGCUGCUCAUUCGGAAGCUGCCUUUCCAGAGGUUGGUGAGGGAGAUCGCCCAGGAUUUCAAAACCGACUUGAGGUUUCAGAGUGCGGCCAUUGGUGCACUUCAGGAGGCUAGUGAAGCGUACCUGGUGGGUUUGUUUGAAGAUACUAAUCUGUGUGCCAUCCACGCUAAGAGAGUCACCAUCAUGCCCAAAGACGUCCAGUUGGCUCACGGGAUACGGGGAGAGAGAGCUUAAGUGAAGGCAGUUUUUAUGGUGUUUUGUAGUAAAUUAUGUA